Molecule: messenger RNA, 2865 nt
Organism: Eucalyptus grandis
Lineage: Eukaryota; Viridiplantae; Streptophyta; Magnoliopsida; Myrtales; Myrtaceae
Product: twinkle homolog protein, chloroplastic/mitochondrial-like
Exons: 23
Coding region: 1-2592 (863 amino acids)
Biological process (GO): DNA replication
Molecular function (GO): ATP binding; single-stranded DNA binding; 5'-3' DNA helicase activity
Source: RefSeq, a predicted model, not a curated record
AUGGCCAACCAAAGCGAGAUGCGCGAUCGCAUGUCCUCCGUGGAAGGCCAACUCCAACAGUUAGCUGCCUCUAUGGAGCUUAUAACAGCUCAACUUCAAUCCCUCCAAGUGAAUCUGGCUCCUGCACCUGCUCUCCCUGAGAUAGUCGUCCCGAAGCUGGCAAACAAGGCCCUAAUAGGUGAGGAUGACAUGCUAGGGCUCGAAGAUGAUCCAUUCCAGAUCAAUGUGGAAAAUGCUAAGCUUGUCAACAUCCCUAAGACGGAGCAGGAUGAACGCUUUGCGAAAUUGGAAGAAAAGUUGAAACAAUUUCAAGAGUCACAAAGUUCACUCCCGUUUGACUUAUCAGGAGUUGUCACUUCAUCUUCGAGUUUGGCGAACAAAACAAUCAGCAUCUCAUUCGGGGCUUGGAUUCUCUCAAGACGGAUCUCCCAAAGUCUUGCUCAACCGGACUCAAUCGUCCAGAUCCUUUUCAAGGCGAAAUCCGACUACAUGAUGGAGCCUAUUUCGCAAAGCGCUUUGCAAGCCUCCUCCUGUCCUCCGGACGCCGCCGCCGCUCAUGGGCUGCAAGCACUUGCUGCUGAGAGCCAGGCUCUUGCUCCGCCGCCCGUCCCUUCACCGUCGUCAUCAUCAUCUUCUUCUUAUUCUUCUGCAUCCUCGUCUCGGGUUCGCUUUCGCGGGGCGUAUGGGCUCCACUUCUCUUGCGCCCGUUCGAGGGCCGGUUCCCGGAUGAACCCUUCUUGCCUCAAAGCCAAUGGGGUCCCGCACAGGCCUCACUCGAGCAUUCCCAGACCAGUUCAACUGGAGGGGCCAGUAGGGAGAGGGAUAGAGACUCCAUUGAAGGUUUUGAAAAUGAGACUGGAGGAACUUGGUAUCGAUAUGCAAACAUGUCUCCCGGGCCAGUACCAUAGCCUGCUUUGUCCCAGUAAGUACUUUCUGCUUCAGAGACUUCUUUUACUUCCUGUCUUUGUCUCUGGGUUCUGCAGUGUGGACAUGUUUCAGGGAUCAUGUGGAUGGAAAGGCACACGAUUGGUUGCCUACUUUGCAGAGCGUCUAAUCUCUGCUGAGACAUUGUUGAGGAGAAAUGCAGUCAUGCAGAAAAAGUGCGAGAAUCAGAUUCUUGUAAUGCAUGACUCUAUUAAUAAUGAUCCUGCGUUUGACAUUUACACUAAUUUUCAGAAGGCUGAACUUAAUAAUUGUUAUUGCAUUUUACUUAUCGGCGUGAAGGAAAGCUUGUCAGUGCAAGUAUCGGGACGUGAAGAAAAAUUUUGGCAGGAAGCUCAUACAGAGAAAAUCUUUUACGGGCUGGAUGAUAUCAAAGGAAAAAGCGAGAUCAUCAUUGUGGAAGGCGAGAUGGACAAGCUUGCAAUGGAAGAAGCUGGCUUCCGCAACUGUGUGUCCGUUCCUGAUGGUGCGCCUCCAUCAACUUCUGAUAAAGAUUUGCCACCUGAAGGGCAGGACAUUAAGUAUCAAUACUUGUGGAACUGCAAAGACUACCUUAAGGAGGCAUCACGUAUUAUUCUUGCCACUGAUGGGGAUAAACCUGGUCAAGCGUUGGCUGAAGAGCUUGCACGCCGCCUCGGAAGAGAAAGAUGUUGGCGAGUUAAAUGGCCUAAGAAGAACGAUAGUGAAUACUUCAAAGAUGCAAAUGAGGUGCUCAUGUACGUGGGACCAGGUGUCCUCCGGGAAGUAAUUGAUGAUGCAGAGUUGUACCCUAUACGUGGACUGUUCACCUUUAAAGACUUUUUUGAUGAAAUAAAUGGUUAUUAUCAUCGGACUUUAGGUUAUGAGUUUGGUGUUUCGACAGGGUGGAAGUCCUUGAAUCACUUGUACAAUGUUGUACCUGGAGAGUUGACUAUUGUAACUGGGGUCCCUAAUUCUGGUAAGAGUGAAUGGAUUGAUGCUCUUUUAUGCAAUAUAAAUGAGAGUGUUGGCUGGAAAUUUGCACUUUGUUCAAUGGAAAACAGGGUUCGUGAGCAUGCGAGGAAACUUUUAGAGAAACACAUCAAAAAGCCAUUUUUUGAUUCAAAAUACGGAGAACCUGCUGAACGAAUGGGCGUUGAAGACUUCGAGCGAGGGAAGCGAUGGUUGAGUGAUACGUUUUAUCUCAUAAGGUGUGAGGAUGACUCACUUCCAAGUAUAAAGUGGGUUCUUGAUCUUGCCAAGUCUGCGGUGCUAAGACAUGGGGUGCGGGGACUGGUAAUUGAUCCUUACAACGAGCUUGACCACCAGCGUCCUUCUGGCCAGACUGAAACAGAGUAUGUGAGUCAGAUGCUUACAUUGAUCAGGCGUUUUGCUCAGCAUCAUUCUUGCCAUGUGUGGUUCGUAGCGCAUCCUAGACAGUUGCACAACUGGGUUGGUGAGCCGCCUAACCUCUACGAUAUAAGUGGGAGUGCGCAUUUUAUAAACAAAUGUGAUAAUGGGAUAGUCAUACAUCGAAAUCGGGAUCCAGAGGCUGGACCUGUUGAUCAAGUACAGGUUUGUGUACGGAAAGUGAGGAACAAGGUUGCGGGGACCAUUGGUGAUGCCUUUUUAAAUUACAACAGGGUAACCGGUGAAUUCAUCGAUCUCGACGCCGCACCAAAGAAAAAAUAGGAUGAUGGUAUUCUUUCGCUCGCGCUUGUACAGUUUGCGAGUCCAACAGCAAUCCGACUCUUGUAAUUUUGUAGUUUCCCUAUUCUUCUCUCCUCUGUUCUCACUGACUUGGUUCCUCUAGGCGUUUUCUUUCUUUCUUAAAUCUCUGAGGGGUUGAAAUUGUGAAGUGGCGGGCAUUGAUUCUUGUUGUGUUUUUCGAAGGUUAGCUCUUGCGGUUCCCUUUCAAUGAAUGUCCAACGCAUAUAGUAAUCAUCAAUGUGAAUCUUUCUGUCA